Drosophila hydei is the source of this 2292-nucleotide messenger RNA. RefSeq names its product protein arginine N-methyltransferase 7 (gene Art7). Gene Ontology annotation, molecular function: protein-arginine omega-N monomethyltransferase activity. Gene Ontology annotation, biological process: peptidyl-arginine methylation. The transcript has 3 exons. The record is from RefSeq and is a predicted model, not a curated record. NCBI's taxonomy places the organism in Eukaryota, Metazoa, Arthropoda, Insecta, Diptera, Drosophilidae. Bases 95 to 2227 code for a protein of 710 amino acids.
ACUUGUACCUGAAUACCCGUGUGUGAUUAUUUUUCAAAUUUAAAUACACAUAAUAUAAACAUUUAUAUUGUAAAUAAUAAGUAUUUUAUUCUCGAUGCAGAAAGUUCUACAACGCUUGACAUUGAAGAAUAUACGAUUCAUGGCCAGCUUCUCACAAGUGAUCAACCCAAUGACAGGCCAAAACACAUGGCAAGAGCGCGGCGAUGACUACGAUUAUCAUCAGGAGGUGGCAAAUGCUGGCUUUGGUGAUAUGCUGCACGACUGGGAGCGUAACCAGAAGUAUGAUGCGGCAUUACGCAAAACAAUCGCGGAUAUGCGUCGUGCGGGCAAACAAGUUCAUGUGCUGGACAUUGGAACUGGGACUGGAAUUCUGGCCAUGAUGGCGUUACGUGCUGGGGCAGAUACUGUGACAGCCUGCGAGGCAUUCAUGCCUAUGGCGAACUGUGCAGCACGCAUUCUUGCAGCCAAUGAUGCCGGUAAUGUGCGCCUUAUUCGGAAACGCUCCACAGACAUAAUCGUGGGCGUCGAUAUGCCUCACAAAGCUAAUUUACUGGUAGCUGAGCUGCUGGAUACCGAACUGAUUGGUGAGGGAGCCAUUGGAAUUUACAAUCAUGCCCACGACGAACUCUUAACUGAAGAUGCGCUAUGUAUACCUGCGCGGGCUACGUGCUAUGCUCAGGUGGCGCAAUCACCACUGGCGUCGCAAUGGAACAGCCUAAAGAUCCUACCCAAUCUGGAUGGCGACAUACUCCUGCGGCCACCGGCACAGCUGCUGCAGUGCAGCGGCGAGGCUGCGCUUCACGAUGUGCAGCUUUCCCAACUGCCGCCCAAUUUAUUUCAAGUGCUCUCAGAGCCCGUGCAAAUCUUUCACUUUGACUUUCAGCGCAAGCAACCACUGGAGCGGAAGCGAGAGAAUGUCCUACGCAUGCAGCUCAGUAGACCUGGCAGCGUUGAAUUGGUUUUCUAUUGGUGGCAAAUUGAGCUGGAUGAUAACGGUGAGCAGAUGCUAAGUUGUGCACCCUAUUGGGCCCACCCAGAAUUGGAAAAAUUGAGUACGAAUCGCAAAGACACACAGCGACCGCUGGCCAACAUUGUGCCCUGGCGGGAUCACUGGAUGCAGGCCAUCUACUACAUACCCAAGCCUCUGCAUAUGCAUGACGUCGGUGAAGAGUUCUGGCUGAGGUGCUCCCAUGACGAAUAUUCGCUCUGGUUUGACGCAUACAAGAACAAGCCAGAGAAGCCAGCACGGCGACAUAGUUGCAGCUGUGAUCUGCACAUGACCUACACCCGAAAUCGCAUUGGCCAGCUUAACCAAAGUAUUAGAAACAAGCGGUACCUGGCCUAUCUGGAGCAGGCAGUGCAGGCAAAACCUGCACAUGUGUUGGUAAUGGGCGAUGGCUGCCUGCUCGGACUUGCUAGCGCUGCGUUGGGUGCAACCAUCGUGCACUGCCUGGAGCCGCAUCGCUUCUCGCGCCGACUGCUCGAGUCCGUGGCUAAGCACAAUCAAUUAAAAAACGUUAAGUUUUUAGAUAACCUUAAGCAGUUAGAGCCAAAAGAGCUAAAUACUAUUACACACAUCUUUGCUGAGCCCUAUUUCUUGAAUGCUAUUCUGCCGUGGGAUAACUUUUAUUUUGGGACAUUGCUGCUGCAGCUGCAGCAACUUAACUUACCUGCCACUGUAGAAAUAUCGCCUUGUGCAGCUCGAAUUUUUGCGCUGCCCGUAGAGUUUCUGGACCUGCACAAGAUACGAGCGCCCAUUGGUAGCUGCGAGGGUUUCGAUCUGAGGCUCUUUGACGACAUGGUGCAGCGCUCAGCUGAACAAGCCUUGUCGCUGGUAGAAGCGCAACCGCUCUGGGAAUAUCCUUGCCGUGCUCUGGCACAGCCGCAGCAACUGCUCAGCGUUAAUUUUUCCAACUUUGGUGUGGAACAGAAUAACCAGGGCAGCAUUAAGCUAGCAGUUAAGGGCAGCUGUAAUGGCAUUGCGUUGUGGGUGGACUGGCAGCUAGCGCCGAAUGAUAGUCCCAAGUCAAUCGUAAGCACCGGACCCCUGGAGCCCGUGGAACCGGGUCAGUACAUCAAGUGGGAUAUGUUUGUGCGGCAAGGAGUACACUUCAUAAACCAAACAAAAACAGAGCAAAAUUAUUUGGAUUGGAGCAUAACGUUUAGGCCUUUGCUAGGAGAGCUAAAUUUCAAUUUUUCUCUACAUACAAAUCGGGAAAAAAGCUAAUAAAAGCAGACAUAAUUUAAGUACAAGAAUUUGGACACGAAUUACGGCAAUACAUAUCAUAAAUA